CAGAAAACCAAAACAGCUCAGGAAGCACCUUUCGAGUCAACCAGGCGUCACGACUUGUUUGUCGCGAGGAGAGUUUCCAGGCCUCGCGAGUUGACGCAUCAUCUGCUCCAAAGGACGGCCUGCACGGUUCUGGCUGCACUGCCGCCAAGCACGCCACUGCCGCCUUAGCUUGGACUGCAAGCUUGACCUCGGGAGCUGUCCUUGUUGUUCCACGAAAGCUCUGGCCACCCAUACUGACAAUGAAGGACGGAGGCCAUGGCCCGGCCGGGGAUGCCGGCGCCGGUCAUCAUGAUCACGGAGCAGGUGCCGGUCAUCACCACCAUCACCAUGAUUACAACGGCGGGUAUCCCACCAACGUCGCGGGCGAGUCAACGCCGCUGCUCACAACCGUCAUGGUUCGCCGCCCCAUCCGUCGCUAUCCACACCAGACACUCCGCCGCUUCUGCUCAAUUGCCAUCAAUGCCUCCCUGCUCGCCCUCUUCCUCACCUUCUUCAUCACCGUUGUCACCAAUCCAUACGAGCGGCGCCACGAGUGGCCUGGAAGACACGGGCGAGGCCACGACUACGUGGCGGCUCACACAAACAGCAUCACGUACGACGAGCUCGAACGUCUGCUGCUUGAUACGCCAAGCGGCGAGAAAGCCUCGGAAUGGAGCAAGUACUACACCUCGGGCCCGCAUCUGGCAGGCAAGAACCUUUCGCAGGCCGAAUGGACCCGGGACCGCUGGAAUGAGUGGGGAGUCGCCUCGACCAUUGUGGCGUAUGACACAUACAUCAACUAUCCUCUCAGCCAUCGGCUCGCGCUCCUCAACAAGUCAGGCACGAAGAACGGCGACGGCACCCAAUCCUGGCGUGUGGCUUUCGAGGCUACCCUCAAGGAGGAUGUGCUCGAAGAGGAUCCCACAAGCGGUCUCAAGGAUAGCAUCCCGACGUUUCAUGGAUACUCUGCCAGUGGCAAUGUCACGGGCUCGUUCGUCUAUGUCAACUACGGCACCUACUGGGAUUUUGAGGAUCUCAUCCGCGCCAACAUCAGCCUCACCGGCAAGAUUGCGGUCGCGCGCUACGGUGGCAUCUUCAGGGGCCUCAAGGUUAAGAGGGCGCAGGAGCUGGGCAUGGUCGGCUGCGUCAUCUACUCGGACCCCGGCGACGACGGUGAGAUGACCGAGGUCAAUGGAUACAAAGCAUACCCCGAUGGACCGGCCAGGAAUCCUAGCAGCGUCCAGCGCGGCAGUGUACAGUUCCUCAGUGUAGCACCAGGUGACCCGACCACGCCUGGUUAUCCUUCCAAGCCUGGUGUUCCUCGCCAGCCUGUCGAUGGAGCAAUCCCCAGCAUUCCUUCGCUGCCGUUGUCUUACGCAGAGGCAAUUCCGAUCCUCAAGGCGCUCAACGGUCACGGCCCCUCCGCCAAGGAUCUCGGUCAAUACUGGGAGAGAGGCAUUGGUCUUGGCCACAAAGGUGUCAAGUACAACGUCGGACCUUCUCCGGACGAUGUCGUCAUCAACCUCGUCAACGAGCAGGAGUAUAUUACGACGCCUAUGUGGGACGUGAUUGGCAUCAUUAACGGUACAAUUCCGGACGAGGUUGUUGUCGUCGGUAACCAUCGCGACGCCUGGAUUGCUGGCGGCGCUGGCGAUCCGAACAGUGGUUCCGCCGUCAUCAAUGAGGCUAUUCGGAGCUUCGGCGAGGCUCUGAGUCAAGGCUGGAAGCCUCUCAGAACCAUCGUCUUCGCCAGUUGGGACGGUGAGGAGUACGGAUUGGUUGGAAGCACAGAAUGGGUGGAGGAAUAUCUUCCAUGGCUCAAGGAUGCCAACGUGGCGUAUAUCAAUGUCGACGUGGGAGCUGUCACCCCUGUAUUUGGUGCUUCUGCAGCGCCCCUUCUGCACAAGCUCAUUUACGAUGUCACUGCCCGUGUCCCCUCUCCCAACCAGACCGUCGCAGGCCAGACCGUCCGCGAUCUCUGGGACGGCCGUAUCAGCACAAUGGGCAGCGGCAGUGACUUCACGGCCUUCCAGGACCACGCCGGUAUCCCGUGCAUCAGCUUUGGCUUCGAGGGGCAAGCACCAAAUUCGCCGGUAUACCAUUACCACUCCAACUAUGACAGCUACCACUGGAUGACUGAAUAUGGCGACCGCGGCUUUGUCUACCACAAGGCCAUGGCGCAGAUCCUCGGUCUCACGAUCGCGAAGAUGUCCGAGACCCCGCUGCUCACUCUGAACGCGACGGAUUAUGCGACAGCACUCAAGCAGUACGUCGAGAAGGUUGAGAAGAAGGUAGACACGAAGCACACGACGACUCUCAGCACCGACGUCGAGAUAUUCGAGUUUAGGUCUCGCCUAACCAGGCCAGAGUCGACAGGAGACCCAGACAUGAUCAAGGUUGAGCUGGCCAAGCUGCAAAAGUCCAUUACAAAGUUCAGGCAUGCAGCCAUCAGCCUUGACGCUCAGUCCGCCAAGCUUGCAGAGGAGGCCAAUGAGCACAUCCCGUGGUGGAAGAUCAUUUCGAAGAUCCGGCUCGCUCGAGCCAUUCGCGCCACCAACAACAAAUACAAAAACAUAGAGCGUGCGUUCUUGUACAAGGAAGGCUUGGAUGGUCGUCCGUGGUUCAAGCAUGUUGUCUUCGCUCCGGGAAUCUGGACAGGUUAUGCUGGCGCUGUCUUCCCUGGACUCGACGAGAGCAUUGACAACAAAGACUUUGUCAACACGAUGAAGUGGGCCGACAUCAUCAACGAUUGUAUCAAGGCUGCCACCGAGACAAUCUCCUAAUGGAUUGUUGGUAAGCGCAGGGGAGCCUGGAUUGUAUGGUGUCAUGUAGGCGUUAUGACUCGUUUUGUAAUGCAGUGGUCAAACCAAUCAUCUUCUUUAGGAUAUCCAACAUUUGCCUCCAUCGUAUGUACAGCGUGAUUGAUACCUUGAAUUCGUUACCACAACGAGGAAAUGUGCUUGCUCCAGUUUCAGGUACCGGUGCCAGCAACA
This is a messenger RNA of Microdochium trichocladiopsis, 2972 nucleotides long. RefSeq lists its product as uncharacterized. NCBI's taxonomy places the organism in Eukaryota, Fungi, Ascomycota, Sordariomycetes, Xylariales, Microdochiaceae. The record is from RefSeq and is a predicted model, not a curated record. Bases 240 to 2762 code for a protein of 840 amino acids. The transcript is spliced from 2 exons. Gene Ontology annotation, molecular function: carboxypeptidase activity.